Messenger RNA from Notothenia coriiceps (black rockcod), 1585 nucleotides. RefSeq names its product dystrophin-like. Gene Ontology annotation, molecular function: protein binding. Lineage: Eukaryota; Metazoa; Chordata; Actinopteri; Perciformes; Nototheniidae. Bases 32 to 1585 code for a protein of 517 amino acids. The record is from RefSeq and is a predicted model, not a curated record. The transcript has 12 exons.
AACCUUGAUGUUGUCGUCACGCUGAGGCAACAUGAGAGAGAAACCCCUGCCUCCGUCCUUCUAUAGGGCGGGGCUCAGGAAGCAGGAGCUGGAGAAGAGUGUGCAGUGGGCCCAGGAGAAUGACAAGAGUCUGAGGCAGAUCCAGGAUUCGCUUGCCAGCACCGACCGACACCUUACUGCGUACCUGGCUGACCACAUCGACGCCCAGCAGAUACCGCAGGAGGCUCAGAAAAUCCAAGCGGAGCUGAGCGGCCAUGAGGCAACCCUGGAGGACAUGAAGAAGAAGAACCAGGACAAAGACCCGAGGGUUAUGGGACAGAUAGACCUCACACAGAAAAUGCUGGCAAACGUGUGGACGAAGUUCCGGCUCUUCCAGAAGCCGGCCAACUUCGACACUCGUCUGACCGAGUGCGAGCGCUUGCUGGCUGGGGUGAAAAGCCAGGGGGGGGUCCUGGACAUCCGCAGUGUGGAGCAGGACGUGGUGCAGUCACAGCUGGACCAGUGCAUGAAGUUGUAUAAGGUGCUGAGUGAAGUGAAAGGGGAGGUGGAGACGGUGAUAAAAACCGGCAGGCAGAUCGUGCAGAAGCAGCAGACGGAGCAGCCCAAAGAUAUGGACGACAGGGUGACCGCCCUGAAGCUGCUCUACAACCAGCUGGGCUCUCAGGUGACGGAGAGUAAGCUGGAGCUGGAGAAGAGUCUGAAGUUGUCCAGGAAGCUGCGUAAGGAGCUCAACGGGCUGACGGAGUGGCUCGCUGCCACCGAUGCUGAGCUGACCCGGCGCUCCGCUGUGGACGGCAUGCCCAGCGACCUGGAGGCGGAGGUGGAGUGGGCACAGUCGAUCCACGAGGAGACGGAGAGGCGCCAGCCGCAGCUGCAGGCCGUGGUGGACCUGGCGGAGGCCCUGAAGGCGGUGCUGCGGGGCCACGGGGGCCUGGUGGACGACAAAGUCAGCCUGCUGCGCUGCAACUGGAUCGCUGUCACAUCCAGAGCAGAGGAGUGGCUCAACCUGCUGCUGGACUACCAGAGGCAGAUGCAGAAGUUAGAUGGAGAGAUAAAGGAAGUGAACGGAUGGAUCGACGGAGCGGAGAAGAAGAUGGAUGAGAUAGCGAGCCAGGGACCCAACGACGCUGCGCUCAAGGUGUUGCGUGCGGAGCUGGAUCUGACGAAGGGAAAGAUGGAGGGGGUGAGGACUCUGGCCAAGGAGCUCAUGUCCACCAGGGGGGAGAAGUGCCAGGUCCAAGUGAGGCCCAAAGUGGAGCAGCUCAACCACAGAUUUGAGAUCAUCGCACAACGCAUCAGCAGCGGAAUGACGGCAGCGUCGGCUAAGGAGCUGGAGCAGUACCACAGUGAAGCUCAGAUCUGGCUGGAGCUCCUGGAGGAGGAAGUGAAGCAGGGGGAGAACCUGAAGGAGGAGGACUUCCAGGAGGACAAGGACUGUGAGGAAGGUGCAGUGAAGGAGUUGCUGUUGAAAGGAGAGAAUCUACAGAAGAGGGCCCCGGAUCAGGACAAGAGGGAGCAGAUCAGGCUGAAGCAGAACCAGCUCAACAGCAAGUACAACACCGUCAAGGUGGACAUUGAGAGCUGA